Molecule: messenger RNA, 8447 nt
Organism: Scatophagus argus
Lineage: Eukaryota; Metazoa; Chordata; Actinopteri; Scatophagidae
Gene: plekhm3
Product: pleckstrin homology domain containing, family M, member 3
Exons: 8
Coding region: 1652-4000 (782 amino acids)
Source: RefSeq, a predicted model, not a curated record
GAGUGAAACUUUACAGGACAAAAUAGGUCACAUUGGUAUUUGAUUUACUGAUUUUUGCUCAUUCAGGUGUCUCCAGUUCAUAUUUUAGGCAUAUUUUUAAAUUUAAAAUAGGAUAGAUUCAUAAUUUGUUCUUGAGUUGAUGUCGUCAGUGAUCAAAAAUAUUGUAAUUAGUGGCUGAUGGCUAGUGUUGGCUGUAUUUGCUUGGACAGCAUGUGUGAGUCAACAGGAGUUCAGUGGGAAGCUCGAUGAGUGAUGACAAUCUUAUUAGGUCAGAGCUGUCUCUCCAGGCAGAUGAUGUCAUAGUAGAAAGUAGUGCUGAAUGAUAUGAAGAAAAAAAUAUUUUGAUUAUUUUCACAUGUUGCUGUGAAAUGAUUUACAAUUUUCAUCGGAAUAGAAAAACGAUGAUGAUGUGAUCUUUUAUUUGCUCACUUGAUCCCUUAAGUCUAGAGAAUAUGAUUUUGGGCAUCACUGUGGCUCUUUGCAAAACUGCUACACUGAGUGGGUCAGUAGAUUCAUCGCAAUGUUGCUACCCUUUUCCAGCACAAAAUGUUCUGGUGCUAUUCAGUUUUGGACUGUAUGGUCAUGUAAGCACAAUGGGUUAAUAGAUGCCCAACUAAAAUCCAUGAAUUCAUUAAAAUCACAGUGAUGUCUAUGAAAAUCUUCUCCUUGUAUCCCAAACAAAUUAUCAUGAAUAACUUAAGUAUUCGUGUGUAUGGCCCGACCCCACUAUCAAUUGAAUGGCAGUGAUGUAAUGGUCUUUAAAUAAUUCAUAUGUGGAGAAAAGUUAAAGAGAGUGAGCUGGGGAGGAGAAGAAAAUCAAUGAGGGUGAGAGAGCAGAAAUGAAAAGGAAUGAGGUAUAGACAGAGAGAGAGAGAGGGGAGUGAGAGAAUCAGAAGAGACAGGCAGUCAGGCAGAUGGAUGGGAACCCCACCCAGGCCUGCUUCCUCUUUGCUGUUCAGUUCAGUGAUAAGCAGCUGCGGAGGAAGUCAAGUGUUAUUUCAUCAGGACAUAUAAGGGAGGACGAUCAUUUCUGUUUGCUGAGGAGGGAUCUGUGAAGCUAUGGUGUCAUGAAGGUGUAAUGAAGAUCCUGUAGGUGGGAAAGCCACAAAAAGUCUCCAUCCUCUGACCUCACAGCCACUUAAUGGGCCAGAAGAACACAAAUAAUAAAGUAGAUGGUUGAUUGACAGCCCCUGAACAUUUCAGGGGAACCAGAAACAAAUUUCUAAACACAGGAAUUCUACCUUGUGUGUAUCUGGCUCAGCAGCAAAUUUUACCACCCAAAUUGGCUCAAUUUGCGGAGUCUCAGGCUCCUGCCAGUCCUGUUCAGCUUUGUCAUAAAGCUGCAGUAGCUUUCCCCUGAGAGGUAGUCGACUUCCCCUACAGAGCUAGAAGCACACCAUUGAAAAGGAAAACUAUAACCUUGGAUGAAGGCCCUGUCUUGUGUGGGAGAGCAGGCUUCUGACCACAGUUUGUAAAGCCUGCAGGCUGCUUGGAUCUCUAUCCCUUGUCGCUUAUCAACAUGCCUAAAAGACCAGCAUUUGACCAGCUGACAGCUAGCAUGGUUUGCAGAACAUGUGGAUGCUGCUAACUUUGUGCCCAUUUUUGAAAAUCAUCUAGUUGUGAGACUUCUAGCUCUGGGGAAGGCCCAGCCAUGGAAGGUCUUGAGCACCUUGACAUGGUGGGUGAUAUCAGCCCAGCUCUUGAAGCCACUGAGGACUUUAUCCACUGCAUGGAUGGGGUGCAAGACCAAGGUCCCAGCCAAGCUCAAACAGGGACCCUCCAGGCUUCCAGGCAACCCAAGCAGCUGCAGGAGGUUUCCAGUGCUGCACUGGGGAAGCUAAGCUCCAGCGGCGUGUGGAGCCUGCUGGCUGGAGAACAGCCAGAGGUGGGGCCCUUAGGCCUGGCCUGGGCUGACAACUUCAGUGUGCUGGGGCUAGGAAUGGGCUUGAGACAUGGGAAGAGAAGCCGAGCGCGCUCCACCAAUGACCUGGCAGGCCAUAGCAAGGAGUGCACCAACAACACGGCCAACUCCUCAUCCAACUCUGCUUUCAAGAAAGGACACAGCCGGUCUAGGUCAGACGUCAACUAUCGGCCAUCUGCAUACACAGACAACGGACUGCCCACUGUGGACUGCAACACUCUGAAGAACAUGAUCCUCAACCACCAGCAAGAAGCUGAUAAAAGCAGAAGCAGCAGUAGCAGUGUUGUGAAGCAGGGUCAGAUGGAGCAGCGUGACGGGCCUCAGGGCCGCUGGACACCCUGCCAUGUCGAGCUGACACCCUGUGAGCUCCGGCUGUACACUCUGGACAGCAGUGCCAACCGCCAGCUGGGCACCGCCUACUCUCUGUCACACUGCCAGAGUGUCAUCUCACCAGCCCCAUGCAGCCAGCCCGGCCAGAUCACUCAACCUGCCGAUCAACGCACGCUCCAGGCCUUGUUUUUCAACAGCACGCGUCUGCAGCUGAGGGCAGCCAACCAAUGGGAGGCCAUGGAGUGGAGAAGGCUGAUGUGGGAGAAGGUGCAGGCGGCCAAACCUGUGAGGCAGGAGAGCCGCCAGCGGAAGACCGGGGUGGAAAAGUUUCCCACACCUAUGUCGCCCUCCUCAUCACCCUCUCCAUCAGGGCUCGACACCCGGCCUGAUGGUGACAGUGACACCUCCACCUCAGCAGAGGCGUCACUCUCUCUCCAGCUGAAUUCUGGCAUCCUGAGCAGACCCACCACCCUGCCUCUGUUCACCCAACGCUGCCAGGACGUUCUCAAAGCCGGUCUGCUGCACCAGCUGAUGGAUCAGAACAACUGGUUGGCCUUCACCUUUGUCCUGACCAGAUCUUCUCUUCGAGCCUUCCCUACCGAGGGCCGUGGGUGUGUGUCCCAGCCUGUCCUCCAGUACUCUUUGGCCUCCUGCUUGUCCGUGCAGCACGAUAAGGAGCCAGAAAAUGGAGAACCAUGGCCAGCUAGAGGGAACUGCUUCCAGGCAGUUUUCCCCAAAGAGGUACUCAGACUUCGGGCUGACGAUCAGCUCAAGGCUCAGGAAUGGGUGGAGGCCCUGCGGGAAGCGGUCGCAGCACAGAGGCCUGCCCAAGAAGAAUGUGGAGAAAUGGGAGAAGAUGCUCCAGCCUUUCCAGGAGUGUUGUUGAGAUCAAAACCGUCCAGAGAGAGGAGACAGCGAGAGGCCCAGAGAGCCAAGCGGCAGUCAGUCACCACCAGUUUCCUCAGUAUUCUCACCUGCCUGGCUGUGGAGAAGGGUCUCACAGCUCAGAGCUUCAGGUGUGCAGGCUGUCAGCGUCCGAUUGGUUUGUCCAGAGGAAAGGCAAAGGUUUGCUACUACAGUGGCUGGUACUACUGCCAGAACUGCCAUCAGGACAACUCCUUCCUCAUCCCAGCACGCCUCCUGCACAACUGGGACACCAGCAAGCACAAGGUGUCUAAACAGGCCAAAGAGUUCCUGGAGUUUGUUUAUGAGGAGCCCCUGUUGGACAUCCAGCAGCUCAACCCUUGUCUGUAUGAUCACUGUGAGCCCCUCAGCACCGUCCUGCGUCUCCGUCAACAGCUCCAGUCACUGCGGGCCUACCUGUUCAGCUGCCGAGCAACGGUUGCUGAGGACCUCAGACGAAGGAUCUUCCCAAGGGAAUACCUGCUACAACACAUUCACCUGUACUCCAUGGCUGACCUGCAGCAGGUGAUUGAUGGAAAACUGGCUCCCUUCCUGUCCAAGGUGAUCAAGUUUGCUAGCUCCCAUGUCUUCAGCUGCAGUUUGUGUCGAGAGAAAGGCUUCAUCUGUGAGCUCUGCCACAACGGACAAGUCAUCUACCCCUUCCAGGAGAACGCAACCAAGAGGUGCGAUGGCUGCGGCGCUGUGUUCCACGCCGAGUGUCGGCAGAAAGCUCAGCCGUGCCCUCGCUGCGUUCGCAGAGAACUCCACCACAAGAGGCCGUCGUCCUUCUGGUCACCCGAUGAUGACAGCCCCGGAUGCUUUCAUCUGCCCUACCAAGACACCUGAGACACAUGCAGAAAAGCAGCCAACAAUUAGGGCGCUGCCAGGCCACGGCGCUGGACAAAGUGUCUGUUUCUCUGAUUCGUGUGUGACUCCAGGACAAAUUCUGGGACAGAGGACAGGGUCAGAGUGUCUGAUGCAUCGUCAGGUUUUACAGACUGAACUAAUGACAUGUUUUGUAGUCAAACAUCACACAUCUUCUGGGCAUCUUCGUCGUCUUCAUCCUUAUACCACAUCACUACCUUCACAUAUUUCUAAUUUCAGGGGUUGAACUUGUAAAAUCACAGCUAAUAAACCACAGAAGUGAGUUUUUUCAAUUUAAACUCUUCUAACCAACAACUUGCACUCGCAGCCAUUCUUAACUUUAGCGAUUAGUCAGUGGACAAAAGGUGUAUCAACAAUUUGAUUAACUGAUUAAUCAUUCCUCAAAUUAUUCCGCUGCUUUCACUUUGAUUUUGGACGGAUGGUCAAACAAAAUGAAGAAAUAGAAAAAAGUCUACUUAGCCUCUUAAAACAUGAAUGUUUUUUUGUCUUUGUUUACCGACUAAAUGAUUAAUUAAAAAAUACUUGAUGAAACAUGAUGAAAAUAGUUGCAGCCCUAUUCAUUUUAAAGUGAUACUCCCCCCUACAUUUGUAGUUUUCUUCUUUACAGAGACUAACAGCUAUUGUCAACGGUCACAAUGAAAUCAGAUAUUAAAGGAUAGAUUCAGUCUAGUUUGUGGGACUCUAAAUCUUCAGUUUGAUGGCAAAGCAGCUUUUAUGAUCAGAAGGCUCUAACUGAGACCACCUCAUAUAUCUUUGUACAGAAUGAGAAUUGCACUGAUUUUGCAACAGGAAAAUCUUAAUGGCCAGUAUGAACCAAGAAUGAUUGCAGCAAGAAAAAAAAAUUUUUUCCACAUUUGUGUAUUUGUAGUAUUGUUUAAGACAAACUUUAAAAAAAAUGUGAACCUGUCCUUUAAUUUGUUUUCAAGCCACUAGUUCCCUCUCCAUCUGUGUGCUCAUUUUGUUCCUAACACACCAUUAUAUUUGCCCUAAGAUUGCUAACCACAAUUCUACAACAAAUCCAAGAGUGCAUUUCCUGUUCUGGUGUGAGCUCCAUGAGACUCACAAGUCCACUGAAAUACUGUUAGAAUACUGAAAAAUGAUCAGAAUCAGAUCAAUCUUCAGACUUCCUUUCAUCUCAAAGAUCACAAAGUAAAAAGUGUACAAUGCAUCUUGUGCCUGUAAAGUUUAGAGCUGAAAGGAUUAGUUGAUAAAUUGUUUAGCUGAUCAGUAGAAAGUUAAUCAAGAAUGAUUUUGAUAAGUGAAUAAUUGUUAUCUUCAAGCAAAAAUGCCAACAAACCUGCUUUGCAAAUGAGAGAAAUCUGAUUUUGUCUUGUCUUACAUCGCAUUAAACUUUGAAUUUACUUAUUAAGGAGCAUAAUCGAUCAUUAAAGUAUUCAUUAGUUGAAGUCCCAGUAAAGUUAGAAUGUGGUGUUUGUUAUUCCAGAACUUUCACAUAGACUUACCAGACUAUAAAGCGCUUUUUUUUUUUUUGGAGUUAUUAUUAUUAUUGCAACCCCAACAACUUAUUGCCACUGAAAUCUUCUGUAACUUACUAAAAAUGAAGUGACCACAGCUGCUGUUGGUGAAGAAGGAGAACACAAAUGUUUUACAGUCAUAUUCACGUCUAAGGGGGGGGUGUUUGAUUACAUUUUGGAGUCACAUAGGAGCCAUUUGGAUUUGGAUGUUUUGCCAAAUAAUAAUAAAUAAUAAUGAAAUAGAUAUUACAAUAGCUGUGAUUGAAGUAAAGAAAUCCCUCAGUCUUUUCUCUUUCCUCUUUUAUCAGAUGUCAUUGUUCUUUUCCUUAAACUGACCCUGUAGAACAUUUUAUCAGUGUUCUUUUCAUGUAGAAUGGACUGUCUGUCCGUCUGAGCACAUUUUCUUCCCUCCAUCACUGUCUGUAAAAUAACGGGGCAAUAAUCUACUGUAACUUAUUCUUUCAUUGUUGCCUUUUCCCUCCUCUCUCUUCCCCUGUGAUUCUACUUCCUGUUGUGCUUUAUUCAUGCAGAAUCUAUCAAACAUGAUAGCAGCUUUAGCUUUUAGUAUCUCUAUGCAACCUAGAUGGCCUUUAUAAUCCACUGCUUUCAUGUGUAAAGGUCUGGAAACACAUUUUAUGUUUUUUUUAACACUGCUGCACCAGCUGCAUCUCCAUCCUGCCAAAUUUUACAGAAAUGUCAGAGAAAUGAACAUCCAUCAACUGAUUAAUCAGCUUCCCCAAGUGUCCAAAAAGGAAAUCAGCAAGGAAAACAGAAAAUCAUUUAAGUUAGGUUAGAUUUGACAAAUUUUUCUUUCAGAUUCAGUUCAUGUUUUUGGUUUUGGUUUUGUUUAAGGUUUUUGGAGAAUAUCAAAAGUAAUGACGAUGAUAACUCGACAAAUUUAGUUUUCAAAUUUUAGUUUUUUUUUCUACAGGCAAAAUAUUGAUGCUCCUUUUUUUUAAUAAUGUCAGAAAAGUUUGCUUUCAGUUUCUAAAUAUCCACAAGCUUGGAGGAAAACAAAAAAAUCAGGAUUUUGGGCCUCAUAAUAAAGGCAUGGAUUGCAACUUUUACAGUUCACUAUACUGGAAUUCAUACUAAUUUGGAUGAAAAUGUAGCUGCUGUUUGUUCCUGCUGCUUGCUCAUCUGUCCACUCUUUGUCCUUUCAGCUUGUUUGAGCCAUAAAAACAACUCUGAGGGGAAUUUCUGUGUGAAUAAGUUGCUGUACUCAGCAGCUGACUGACAAACCUGAGUUACUGGUUUACACGUGAAUAUAUAAAGAUGAGAUUGACAGUUAAUCAUGUUUAUGAAGCAUGUAGGAUACUGUAGACUGAAACUAAGUAAUGUAGUGUAGUUUAAAAUAUGACAGGGAAAAUGCACUGAUGUCAGCUUAUUACGGUACAUGUUUUUAUUUUGAAGGUCUGCAGCCAUGUCAGGUGAUAUUAAAAAUGAAAUAUUUAAGUUAUUGUUGUUUGUGCCUGCUGCAUAAAAAGUCAUGAAAAGGUCACAAAGCCUUUGGUUGAAGUAUUCCUGAGAUGUAUUUUAAUUACGUUGCAUGUUUUUUUGAUUGUUUUUAUUAAUUUGCUGUUUUUAAAUGCUGUUCAUUGAAGUAUUACAGAGUCUGGCAAGUUUCAGGGAUCUUACUUUUUGAAUGUGUGCAAUCAGAUCUGCACAGAAAUGAGUGAAACAAACUGGUGCUGCCAAAUCUGAGACCUGAAUCAAUCCCAUAACCAGAAGCUCCGGUUUUAUUUUUUGUCAUUACUGUUUCCUAGACUUUCAAAUUGCAACAAAUCAGAGAGAAGAAAAAAGAAAUGAUCAAGCUUUAUGGAACAAAACAGCUCCACCCGCUGGGUCCUGGCAAAGUAUCAGAUUUCUGGGGGCAGCAAUCCUAUCACAAAGUACUAAUGCGAGUGUAUGAAAUAAUAAAACAAACCUUGUAAAACAUGUUUAAGGGGUGUUAAAUGUUUAACAGGCAAAAUAUGAGCCCACUUAUCUGUAGGUGUGCAGUUAAUGUCUAAGUGAAGUACUUUUGAUAACCUGGAUAAACUUUGCCAUGUUUAAAAGUCAUGUUUCUUGGACCGUGUUGGACCUGUUUUUAAUAGUGUCACUGAAGACCAAGUUAGAUCUGUUUUAGGUACAUUUUCCACUGAGCAAAACUGGGGCAAGUACUUCCUAUAGCUACAGUAUAUUGAUGCUUGUUCGAGAGAAUUAUUUACUAAUUUAUAUGCACAAAUUAGCGAAAAAUAGACCCCUAACACCUGCUGGGCUUUGUCCCCUCGUGGUUAGUGACAGACUUGCAUCUGAUCAUUUGAAAACUUGUAUUAAUUUCUUUGUUUUUUUUUAAUUAUUAUUAUUCACAUUGAUUGUCUAUUCAUUCAUUCAAUUUUGAGGUGCAGGUUUGUCUUUACUUGAUUUUACCAACUUUCAUUUCUUCGAGAAUUUGGAAGCACAAAUAUGAACACGCUGAAGAAUAUGUUAUGUGUCAUAUGUUCCAGCUUUAGUGGACUCCAUGCUAAAUUCUGUCGUCUUUCCACAGACAAAGAUUUCUCAGAUAAAACCUGAAGACUAAUUUAUGACUGUCAAUUAGCAUCUGUGUUGCCAAGAUGAGCACAUUGAACUGAACUGAUUACAGGACUGGAAAUGUUCUUUAUGUUGCAGGCACAUUAUGAUCAUCACAGUAUGUUUUUAAUUAACAUGUUGGGAGGAGGAUAUAUUGUACAGUAUUUAAGCAGAGGAGAACCUGCACUGAAACCCCUCUCUCUUUUGCACUUUUUAAGUUAUUAUUAUUAUUAUUAUUUUUUAUUGUUGUUUGUUUUUAUCGCAGCCAAACUUUUAUGCAAGUACAGGAAGUUGAUCUUAGCCCUUCCUCCUGUCUGGUUUUGUUCAAAUUUGUCUGCUAGCCACAGAUGCCAAUAAAGACAAACAUCUUAAUAGUGAAA